This is a messenger RNA of Vespula vulgaris, 8125 nucleotides long. Its product is annotated as GATA zinc finger domain-containing protein 10-like. Lineage: Eukaryota; Metazoa; Arthropoda; Insecta; Hymenoptera; Vespidae. The record is from RefSeq and is a predicted model, not a curated record. Bases 3034 to 3924 code for a protein of 296 amino acids. The transcript has a single exon.
UACCAUUAACUUACACUCGCCAUAGCAUUUUUAUCAUCAAUCAUAGUCGCGCGUGCUCGUACGACGCUUACGACUCUUACGGUAUUAUAAUUUUUGUUUUUUUUUUUGUUUGUAUUUUCUUUCCUUUUUUUUUAUUUUGAAAAAAUAAUAAAAGAAAAUAAAGAACAUGAUACUCGACGAUUCGUCCAUUUGGACGAUGUUUUUUUUUUGCGAUUAAAAUCUGAUCUUAUUUGUUAUUCGUUUUAACCCUCUAGAAAUGAUUAUGUAAAAUAAUGAAUAAUCGUAUUUAUAUAUCGAUAAAUGAAUAUCGUUUAAAUGACGUACGCGUAUUCUUACAUACUCAAGAUAUAUGAAACAAUUAAUAUAUGUGUGUAGCUACAAUCUUGUCUUAUAAUUGUUCUUUAUCAUGACGUGAUCUUUUUUUUUUCCUUUUUUCUAAUCUAAUUUUUUUAAUAAAUGAUUAUACUAAAUAAUAAUAAAUUGUGCAAGAUGAAAAUUAAAGUAGAAUUUAUCAUAUAAUAAAUAGGUAUAACAUAUUUUCUUCUUCAAAUAUUAACAUUUGAAAUAUGAAUUAACAAUGAUGUAAAUAAUUUUGUAAAUAUAAUGAAAUAUGUUUUGAACAAGUACAGAUAGAAAUCGGAGAACGCAACUUCAAAGAAAAUUAUACGAGGGAUACAUAUAUUAUAAUUCCUUUGAAAAUUAAGGAAUAUAAAAUUUAUUUAAUAUAUCCCAAUCGAGUUGAAAUAUUAUGUCAAUGAUCAAAUAAAAUCAAAACCAAUCGUUUACGUCUUGCGAGCACUCGUUACGAUAUCUCAGCUCAGCACACGCAGACAACUCAAACAGAUGCGUAUUCCCGACUCGUUACGAUAUAGUUCGUAUCGUUCGAUCUAUCCAUAUCUAAAUUUGACCUGGUCAAAUAAAUCAAUUUAUUCCGAUCGAUAUAAAAAAAAUAUAUAUCAGUUUCAUGGAUUAACAUUUUUGUAAGCUAACGUUUCGCGAAUGCGUAUCUCUUUAAACACUUAACAUUCAGUCGACGAAAUAUCUUGUCCAUGUGAUGUGAGAGCGUUUCGAGGAGUAAGACUCGACGAUAAAAAUUUCCCGUUGUUGUUGUUGUUAUUACGAUCAUAUUUUAUUCAUAAUAUAUAUAUAUGGGGACUAUGGGAGAAAAAUCAGAAUGUAUGAAAACAAAAAGAGAAAACAAGAAAAAAGAACGAAAGGAAAAAUAGGGGGAAGUCAAAAUAAAUAGAUUAAUUAAUUCAUUAAUUAAUAAAAGAACCGACGUGAAAAAUGAAAAAAAUAGCUGUGGCACUUGGUCAUAACAUUAGGUAUAAUUAAUAACAGUGAACGAACGAAGAUGAUAGAAAUUAUUUUUGUUAGGUUACGAAAAUGGGGUUGAUUGGGUAGGGGUCAAUUGGGGGAAGGGUCGAGGUGUAUAGGUGUUUUCAACAAAAAAUGGGAUGGUAUAUAAAUAUGUCUACGUUAAUAUAUUUAAUUGACGAAAAUUAAAAACGAAUUUCAUCGAAACGCUGCGCGCAGUUAUAUGGACAAUGAUGUCGGCCGUACGUCGCGGUGGGCGAAAGAACUGCGACGGCGCCCGGCGUCCGGAAGAGGAUCCGCGUGUCAGUAAAUAAAAUCGUCAAUCAGCAAAGAAAGAAAGAAAGAAAGAAAGAAAGAAAGAGAGAGAGAGAGAGAGAGAGGGAGAGAGAGAGGGAGAGAGAGAGAAAGAGAGAGAGAGAGAAAGAGUGGAAAAAAGUAAAAGAAAAGAAAUAUUAACGAAGGCCGAUACGCGAUCUUUUAUUGAAAAAAAAAGAAAAAAAGAAAGUACUUAUCUCGCCGUACGAAUCUAAACGACACUUCUAGAAGAACGAAACAACGUUAACCUUUCAAGAAUAGGAGGUAAAGAGAAAGAGAGAAGGAAAUAAAGAGAAAAAUUAAGAGGGGAAAAACAAAAAGAGAACGCCGUGGAAAAGAGAGAAAAAAGUAGAAAAUGGAAAAAAAAUUACCUAGAAAUAGAGUAAAGAGUAAUAUUAAACGAAAUUGGAAAAUGAAGGAUUAUUGGAAGCUCGGCGAAACGUCGCUUUUCUUUCGUCAACCGGGACGCUAUACCGGUGCAACGUUCGCUUCCUCGAGGCUGUCCGAAUGAUGUUAAUCGAAAAUGUUCAAAUGAAAAAAAAUAUAUAUAUAAUAAAAAAAAGUGAAUGUGCCGACUUACUAACUUAGCAAUCGAUGAUUAGAGAUGAUCAGGCCAAUAAAUAAAACGGAUAUAGAAGAGAACAGGAGAAACGAAGGGACGAUCGGACAGCCUCGUGUCCUUAGCGGAGGAGCACCCAGCGAACGCGAUCAACGAAUCUAUCAUCUCAUCUAAAUAUAUAUAUGUGUGUGUAUAUAUAUAUAUAUAAUAUAAUAUAAUAUAAUAUACAACUACAUACUCGACACCGGAACGAAUAAAAAAAGAAUAUCGGAAACUGACAACUACAACAACAAAAACCGCACAAAAACAGACAAAUACAACAAAAGUCAAAAAAAAUACAAAAAUCUAAAAAAAAAAAGUAAAAAAAAAAGUUAGAUUAAAAAAAAAAUAAAUAAAUAAGAGAGCGCCGGCGCUGUGGCUGUGCGAGGAGGAGUUGCAAGUAGAAAGUAAAAAAAAAAAAAAAGUAAAAAAUAAAAAAAAUAAUAAAAAUAAAAAAGUAAAAAAAAUUCUAAACAAAAAAAAAGUAAAAGUAAAAUAAAAUAAAAUAAAAUAAAAGCGUGGCUCGGCUAGGUCGACGAGGAGUGUAAUCGUGCCCCUUUUGUUUCAUUGCCUCUGUUGUAAAGGAGCUAAAAGAGACGAACGAGACGCUGAAGAGCCUACAGACGAGGUUGGAGCUGGCGUACGCGUCGACGGCGUCGUCCGGUGCACCGGUCGCCGGUGGAGGAGCACUCGGAGGGCUAGGUAGCGUAUCGUGCGGGGGUACGGGAAUCAGCGGUACCGUCCUAGGAGGUAGCGUGGCGGUUCCAGGCGGCGUGCCCGGUAGCACCACCCUGACGGCCAUCAUGGAGACGAAAGAUGCCCGGAUACAAACGUUGGAGAAGGAGGUAGCACUGUUGGAAACGGAGUUACAGCGUAUCAAGGAAUGCGGUGGUAGAUUGAGGGAGCAGUUGUUGAAAGCCACCGCCGUGCCAAGCGGCGGUGACAUGCAACAGCUUCAACAACAAUUUCAGCAGCAACAGCAGCAGCAGCAGCAGCAGCAGCAGCAACAACAACAACAGCAACAACAACAGCAACAGCAAAUACAACAGCAGCAACAACAGCAACAACAACAACAACAACAACAAUUAGGUUUAUCGAACGUCACAAGUGGCGUUACGGGUAUCGAGCAACAGGCUCGACAGGGAUUGGUGACGGCCUUGGGUGGUCCGCAACAGUCCGGCACGUUGGCCCUGGCCAGGGGACCGUCCGUGAUGACCUCCCUGGUACCGUACGGUCACUCGUCGUCCACGGCACUAACCACUCCGUUGCUUGCCGGUUCGACAGGUGGAACCUUGAGCGGGAGCAGCGGGGUCGGCGUCCUUGGCGGCGGUUCCUCGUGCCUGGCCGGCAUCUCGUCGGGCACCACCACUGGCGUGGUCAAUCCCUAUACCGAUCGUUACUCCGAUCAUCACCUUCAUCCCCAUCAGCUUCACCAUCAUCAACAUCACCAUCAUCAUCAUCUCCAUCAGCAGCAGCAACAACAACAGCAGCAGCAGCAGCAGCAACAUCAGCAGCAUCUAUUGCAGCAGCACCAGCAACAUCAGAUCCAGCAGCACUUAAGGCAAAUAGAGCCAGCGGCCGCGGGAGCCUUGGCGCUCCAUGCCCACACCUUCAACAAACACGACCUGAACUUCAAACGGCAAGUAAGUUUCUUCAUCAACAACGUGCGCAUCGAAAAGAACGACGCCGUCUAGAGAGGUGGGAGGUGCCGCGCGGAAUUGGGACGACACCUUUGAUAACCUUUGAACCCUGGCUACCACACGUUGGCUAACACCGUUUCUUCGUUUUCUUCGACGUCCGCUGAGUUCUCUCUCGCGCGCUUCCGCUCGCUCCCCCCGAAACCCCCUCUUCUCUUCGGCUUUUCGAAUCUCUACGGAGGAGCAUGAUGAUGAUGAUGAUGAUGAUGAUGAUGAUGAUGAUGAUGAUGAUGACGACUGAGUAGCAUCUGGAGCAUGAUCUAGAGACCUAAAGUUUUAAUUAUAUCGAUGACACACACAUCGUGCCUGCUCGUCUCUCGUUUCAUCGGACUCAAGAUAUAUAAAAAGGAACGGAGAGAAAUUGGAAAAAACAAACAAAGAAAUCGAAAGAGUGAAAUAGAUAGAGAAAUAGAGAAAUAGAGAAAGAGAGAGAGAAUAAAAUACUAACUACUCCCCUAACAACGAGUGCCUGGAAAAUGAUCGAAAAUAGUCAAUCGAGCCUAUCCGAUGAUAUUCUUUCUAUAUAUCUCACAUUGAAUAUGUACAAUUAAAAAUGAAAGAAAAGAGAGGGGAUGGAAACUGAACGAAGAAAAAAAAGAGAAACAGAGAGAGAGAGAGAGAGAGAGCAUCGCCGAGAAGCUGCGUGACGUCGUCGUUGUCGUCGUCGUCGUCGUCGCUUUCACAGAUAUCGAAGCAUCUCGUGGGUCUUCGCCAUAUAUAUCCCACUCCUCCCGAUCUUUUCUUCCAAUCUACCCAUUAUCACUAAACAAUUUCGCCCUCCCUCGAACCCAUAUCUCGUAAAGUCCCCAUAGAAAAAUAAAUCGCCUGCAUCGCUACGAAUUGACGAGAACAAAGGGCGAUUCUUCGACGAGAGAGUAGAUAUUAUCUAUAAUACAUAUACAUAUACAUAUAAAUAUAUAUAUAUUAUAUAUUUACGAAUUACGUCACACACGCAAUAUGGAAUUGAUAAAUCCUUUAUCUCCUUUUUAACGAAAAGAGCAUGCUCGUCGAAAGAGUACAAAGUAUGUAUAUAUAUACGUAUAUAUGUAUGUAUAUAUAUAUAUAUAUAUAUAUAUAUAUAUAUAUAUAUAUAUAUAUAAAAAGAACGUAUAUCGAAAGAUAAACAAUGUGAGAAAGAAAGAUAUAGAGAUAGAAAGAGAGAGAGAGAGAGAGAGAGAUAGAUAGAAACGAAGACAUAUUUAUUGACCCUUGGAUAGAUAAAAAAGAAAAUGAAGGUUUAUUUUUGCGACGAUCCUUGAACUUUUAACUAGGACACAUUUAGAAUCGUCUCUCGUCGAAAUAAGCCAAAAUAUUGUACAUACGUAGAUAUGUACAUAAUACUUUGUAAUCUCGUCGAUUCAUACCGAUUAACGCACGAUAAUUUACACAUACGUGCGUAUUAUUGUACAAUAAUGAGAGGAUCUACGCUUAGCGUACUUGGAUUAAUGUUUUACUUUAAAAACUCGAAAGAUUUUUCGAUCAUCAGUCCUACCCAAUCUGACCCCACCCUCAACCAUCAACCCCCACCCUAUUCUCCUUCUUUUAAAAAAUCUCUAAUCGGCGAUAUUAAGGCGGGAAAGCAGAGUAAUUAUAUUUUUUGAGACGAUUCUUUUUUAGAUGUUAGUAGAUUUUAUGAAACGAGUAUAACGGGAACCCCGAUACCCUUUCCCUUCUAAUAUAUAUACAUAUACAUACAUAGUUAUUAUAUAUAUAUAUAUAUAUAUGUAUGUAUAUGUACGUUAUAGAGAUAAACGUGCUACCGAUCGAGAUUUCUUGUAUUUAGCGUUUCGAGCAUGUGUUCGCGAUCAUCGAUCGGUAAUUUUCGUGAGUCUGUCUUUCGGGUUUGAAAUGAUGCGAUUUUACUAUCACCCACAUAUUUUGAAGGAGACAAGGUAUCUCAUAUAUAUAUAUGUGUGUAUAUUAUAUAUAUAUGUAUAUAUAUAUAUAUACAUACAUAUAUGUUGAAGAUGCGGGGAGCAAUAUAAGAAAGAUUCAGAAAUGUCGGCGCGAGAAUAUACAGAGGAAGGAAAAUUUAAUAAAAGGGAUUAGAAAAGAUCACACUUUGAGAGAAAGUCAAUCAGAAAGUCAUAUUCGGUAGCUUCUACGUGUAGUCUGUAGAGCCCGAGAGUAACUAUGCGUACCUUAUCACUAGGCCUUAGAGAACGAACAGAAGAGAGAAAAAGAAAAAAAAUAAUUAAUAAUAAUAAUAAUAAUAAUAAUAAUAAUAAUAAAGAAAAAAAAAAGAACAAAUAAAAACAAUAUAUAAAAGUGAUAUCGAGAAGUUUAAAAAAAAGAAAAAAAAGCUCACGAAAAAAGAGAAUAAAAAAUAUGAACAAAAAAAAAUAAGAAAAAAAAAAGAAAAGAACGAGAAAGGAAGGAAAGAAGAAAGGAAAAAAAAAAUAAAAUAAAAAAUAGCAAAAAAAAAACGCACUGUUGAAUAUUCUAAGAUGUCUAUAAAUGUUGAUACGUUGCGGAAACGCAAUUGAUGAAAGAGUUCUAUGAAACGAGUACGUUCGUUCAAUUAUAUAUACAUAGAUACACACAUACACACACAUAUAUACAGGUAAAUUCAUACAUAUUUAUCUACAUACAUAGUAUAUAUAUACACACACAUAUAUAUAUACAUGCAUAUAAAGGGAUAUGUAUAUAGUAGGAAGAAGUUUACGUCUGACGUUACGUGGACGCAUUUGACGCAUACAUAUAUAGAUACAUAUAUACAUACAUACAUACAUACAUAUGUAUAUAUACGUAAACACAUACGUACACACAUACAUAUAUACGUAGAUAAGAAAAAUUUAAAUUAUAAAGCUUCCAGCUGUAUAUUUUCGUAGCUCAGAGCAAUUUAAUCGAUCUUCCCCUGUUAACAUUAUUUCCCUGGCCGAUUAAAAGAGGCGCCAAAAAGAAAAAUCACAGUCUCCCAAUAUCGUCUAUUCUUAUUCACCCUUAAAGAAAGAAGAAAAAAAAUAUAAGAAAAAAAGAAAUAAAAAAAAAAAAGAAAACAAAAUAAAACUCACGGGCUAUACCUAGUUAGAUCAUAAUACAUAUACACUGUCAAAUGUUCUCGGUUGGUUACAUAAUUCGAUUAGGUAUCGCUGUUCGUAGAAAACAUUAUCGCGAGAUGUUUUAAUCCACUCCCCUCUACCAUUUCCUUAACCUCCAUUUUAUGAGAAAAAUUCAGAAUUCGCGCACAUUAUAUACAUUAUAUACAUAUAUACAUAUCUAUACAUACAUGCAUAUAUACAUACAUAUAUAUAUAUAUAUAUCGUCGUUUUUAACGUUUCUUCUAAAGUGAUAUAAAAAAAUAAAAAAAAAAGGAAAUCAUCGCCGCGGUUGUAACGUAAUAAAGAGUCAAUAAGAUACGACAAUGGGUGGAGGAAGUUCAAAGAGGAAAAGAGAAAGAGAGAGAGAGAGAAAGAAAGAAAAAGAAAAAAAGAGAAAAGAAAAGAAAAGAAAAGUCAAUGUAUCUCGUAUCUCUCGACUCUUACGUUUUAUAAAAUAAAUGCAUAGAAAAUAGACAAAUAGAUAGAUAGAUACGUACAUGCAUACAUUAAAUACACACAUAUAUCGUGAUUCAUAAAUUCGUAGAAAGAGAUAUCGUGUGGUGAUCCAGCUGGAUAUAUAUUAUAUAUAUCGAUAUAUGGAUAUAUCUACAUACGAAUAUAGAUUUAUAGGAUAUAAUAAAUAUAUAUAUAUAAUAUAUAAAAUAUAUUAUAUAUAAAUAAAUAUUUAUAUAUAUAUAUAUAUUGUAUCCUAGAAAUUUACACCCUUCUAGACACACAGUGAUCCACGUAGGAAAAGAUUCUUCCAAAAUCGAUUUCUCUCAAUAGUGGAAACAUGUUGUAAGACAUAAGAAAAAUGCAACACGAGCUAAAUGAUGAAACAAUCGUACAGAAAUUGUUCCCCGAUCUCCCCGGGCAUCUCUUAUCACGAUGUACGACGAUCUCGCGCGUGAUUGAUUUUGUGAAAAAAAAAGGAAAUAAGAGAAAAAAAGAAAAUAAAAGAAAAAGGAAAGAUACAAGAACGACACAGAAAACGAAAUAAGAUAAAACAAAACAAAACGAAAAUAAGAAAAUACACAAGGGGACAAACCGCAAAAUUAUUGUUACGUAUGUAUAUCGUUUUCAACGAUAUCCUCGUUGGACUCUUGACGACGACGGGAGAUCCGAAUAAAAAAAAAAAAUAAUGAAAAAUAAUGAAA